UUUCAGUUUGAGCUUGUCUUCUCCUAAAUGCGUCAGUCUCAUUUUCCUCUUCACAGUGGACACGUCUGAAUGCGUUUAUGAAAAACAAGAAUAGUUUUCUAUCAUAAAUAAAAAAACUGGAAAAGGGUAUUUUAACAAAUUAUAACUAGAAACGCGGCAGUAUGUUUUGCGGAUACUGGACUGUCAUGCGUGUCAUGUGUUUUUCCGUCGCUUUGGCUGGGGUUUUCACUGAACAAGAUUGUGUGACAGGCGUUGGUAACCCAGGCCUCGACCAAUCCGCGAUGGAACCAGCACCCACAAUUGAAAUCAUUAGGAAAGGAGAGGAUCUCCAUUUUCACUCUAGCCCCCCUAAGUUAGAAUACCCUCAAUGUUGGAAACAUAGGUUUGAGUACACAAAAUGCAAUGAAGACCCAAUCCAAGUAUGUGCAACUUAUGAAAGAAACUGGACAGCCACAGUACAAUAUGAUGUUGCUUGCAGGUAUGCUGUUAAAGUGCAAGCAUUAUUUGAUGAACAGUACUGUGGGAAAGACUACUACAACAGUGAAAUAAGCGAACCUGUGUAUUUCGGUAACAAUAGUGAUUUAGAUUUGCCAUUUACUGUGGCUAUGAUUGCCAUCCCUGUAAUAAUGUGCGCUUGUCUCAUCGUUGCUAUGUUGCUGUUUCGGAGACACAAAGAGAAGUUUCUCCCCAAAGUUCCCAGUCCAGCAAAUUUCUUAAAGGAUAUGUUUGACAAUAACAAAGAAAUGACAAAGGUCCUGUAUGUGGGAGAACUCUAUGUACCUAAUGAGGAGGUGGAGGAAGCGAUCCAUGUGGAGCCAAAAACUGCAUCACAGAUUCUAAUCAACAAAACCUGAAGGUUUUGAGGAUGAACAUGUUCCAGAAAAAGUUAAAGACAUCCUGCUGCUUAGCAAAUACACUGUUACACUGUUCGUUUGUGAGAAUACUUAAUAUAUGUGCUACAACGCAAGUCUGGAGCCUGGGAGAGUUUGUGUCGGAUGUCGUCCUGCUUUUCCUAUUCAACUCAUUUGCAAAAGCCCAGCAAGCCACGGUUUAUUUUAAAAUAUAAAGAUGGAUAGUUCAUGUUUUAAGUAAAAAGAUACAGUAACAUAAAGGUCAUGUUAGGUUUUUUCAUUUUUUAUUUUUUUAUUUUUUUGGGCACACGUGGAAUUUGGUUAAGCAGCGCCUCGGCUUAUUCCUUGAUUGUCGUGAUCGUAAGUCUUUACUUUGUUCACAUUUCCACAGAGGACAGAAUUGUGCCUAAGGAGCCAACAAAUGGUUUAAAACAGUGAAUGAACUUGUCUAAUGCGGGUCAAGUUAAAAUAGAAAGCAAUGACAAUUAUGAGACUAACAAAUCAGCCGUUCAUACAUAUCCCAGAAAAGCUGUAACCUUCUCAUUAACCUUCUCAUAAUUUUAAAGCAGCAUAAAGAGUGCUCAAUCCUUUUUUCCUGUUGUUAAAACUUGCAUUUAUAUAUUUUGCUCUGGUAUGUAAAAAAAUCAUAGUUAUAUUCUUGCUAUAAGAUAUGUAUAUGUCGGAUCACUGUCGAAGCUACCGAUAAAAAUCGCUUAGCCAAGGGCAGACACCAACCCAUAAGCACCUUCUACUUUUACAAUAUUUGAAAGGUGUUUGUUUAGCUGGAUCUCUUUAAAUUGUAAUCCACAAUAAUAAAAACAAAUUCGCUAAUGGUAAUCCUAUUUCUAGAUAAAUUCAAAAUAAACUAUUGAAAGAUUCUAUAUUAGGUUUAUUACCAAGUAGCAUCAAGUUGCUUGGACCACUCAGGUCUUUUUGAGGAGACAUUUCUGUUUUUGUUUUUUCUGUAACUAGAUAAAUUGUAAAUUAGUAUGUUUAUGCUAAUUGUACAAUAAUAAAUAAAUGUGCAAUAAUUUUAAAA
Messenger RNA from Silurus meridionalis, 1890 nucleotides. RefSeq lists its product as uncharacterized. The transcript has 8 exons. The record is from RefSeq and is a predicted model, not a curated record. Bases 162 to 854 code for a protein of 230 amino acids. NCBI's taxonomy places the organism in Eukaryota, Metazoa, Chordata, Actinopteri, Siluriformes, Siluridae.